Molecule: messenger RNA, 789 nt
Organism: Emiliania huxleyi CCMP1516
Lineage: Eukaryota; Haptophyta; Isochrysidales; Noelaerhabdaceae
Exons: 2
Source: RefSeq, a predicted model, not a curated record
GGAGGAGAGUGGCGAGGCGGCGGCGGCGGCGGCGGCGGUGCGGCGGAGGCGGCGGAGGCGCAGGCCGCCGCUGCCGCCGCGGCCGUCUCAAUCUCGCCCGAGAAAUGGCUGAGGAGCGUACGGGGUCAGCUCUUGCAGGAGGGGGGGGCGGCGGCGGCGGGUUGUGCGGCGGCGGCGGGCAGCGCAGCGGCAGCCGGUGCCGACAUUGCCGCUGCUAUCGACACUGCUGACGCCGCCGCCGGCGGCGGCGGCGGCGAGGCGUCGCGGCGCAGCGCGCGGGUGGACGCGUGCCUCGUCGGUUGGUGCGUCAGCCUGCUCGAGUUUGCGCUAGAGCCGCCGCCCGUGUACGCGGAGGCAGGCGGCGCGCAUGCGGAGGGAGGCGGCGGCGCGGCGGCCGACGACACCGCGGCGGCCCGAGGGCAGAUCGCCGCAAGGGGACUUUCUCAAGAGCGGAGGGCUAGGCUUGCGGCGGCGGCGGCGAGCUUCGCCGUCUUCGUCGCCGGCGAGGCGCCGGCACCGCACGCGGGCGACGCGCGAGCGGCGGCGUGGGGCCUCGUCGCUCGGCUGGAGGAGGCGAGGGGGGAGGGGUCGCCGGUCGUGGAGGCGGGCGGCUGCGUCGAGGAGGCGAUCCGCGAGUGUCGACGUGCUCUGGUGGAGCAGGCAGGGGCGGCCGCUCGACACGACUAGGGAGAGAUGUGUGUGCAGUGUGGGUUACCAACGCACAUGCUGAACUAGAGCGGCCUGACAAGUCCCUCGUCUGGGAGUAAGGUAAGGUAAGGUAAAUUUCUC